CCUACAUCGGAUGAUGAUACGAUGAUACACAGCAAUUACGCUGUUGCUGUUGUGGUGUGUUCCUUCCUCCAUGGAUGUAUUGACGCUAAGUACUUUGGAAGUUUGGGCAAUAUCUAGUAUAUUGACAGUUGAAGUAGCAGGUUUUAUACGAAAGGUUCUGGUAUAGAACAAUGGGCAAUUAGUUGUCAUUCACUUUGAAUGAAAAUUGAAAGUACGAGGUGAGUAAAAAAAAUGGUGUCCGGAAACUGGACAGUGAACAUGGCGUGUGUGCAUGGAGGAAGGAGGGGAAGUGACAGGACAUGCAGGCCGGGCGCGAUCCUUCCCCCAUGGAUGCAUUAAUCGGGCGAGAACAGCUGUCAUUUUGAUCUGGAACUUUAUGUAGGCCUUAGCUGGUUUGAGACUUGAUGACUUUGAAUCAUGGCAGGACUUUAGUUGCAUCAUCAGGCAUGUCAGGAUUAUGCGCUGGUGGGAAUGGCAAAAGUUUGGUAGCCGAUGCCAAGUGCCCGUUAGGAUGUGCAAAUACAUGUAGCUUUGACUGAGACCGUCCAUGUGACUGUGAGGCUGGCAUGCUGAAAUGUGAUAGCCAUAAUGUCACAUAGUUAUCACCGAGUGGCACUUGCUGCCCACAAAUCGCUCCAUGGGUGGGGUUUUGUCUGCUGGUGCAGCCAGCACGGAAAACAGCCGGGAACAGCAGGCAAUCCCCUGGUGGUUCUCGGCAUCAGGCCCUUCUCUUCGAAAGACACGAGGAGUAAUGGCAACAUUGACAAGGACGCCAAACGGACAGGGCAGUCUACACUGCAGGACAGAUUCAAGCACCUCAAGUCAUCUGUUGCUGCCACCGGAUCGAGAGUGCAGGACAGCGUGCACAGCUCCAGGGAGAAGUUCUUGGGUGCUUUCUUCACGUUGCAGGCCCAGCCAGAUAACAGGGAAGCAAAACACGGCGAGAAUAUAACUGGAGGUCAUUUCAGCAUGAAUGGGGAGUCAAAACAGCCUGAUAGUCACAACCCGAGGUCAGUUCCGGGGGAUAAGGAGUGUACCGUCCCCGCAAAACCUGAUUCAGCCGUCACUGAAACAUCCGAGAAUUGCAAGUUGCAGGACAAGCAAGACCUGACACCUCCAGAAGACACCAGCAAGAGGUUCGCGCAGAAAGAUUUCUGGGUCAACAUUCCCUCUUUCCAGGAUCGGAUUAACAGACUGAAAGCUCCCUUCUUAGGGAGUGCGAGCACGCAGAGAGGCGGGGACGGAGUGACAGGAGCCAAGCCGGAGGAUUGUGAUCGCCUUCAACCAAAGGAUGGCAGCAGAGCUGAAAUCCAAGGACAGCAGGUGCCGUACAUGCAGAAACCUAAGGAUGUGGACUCAUUAAAACCGGAAAGCUUAGAUGUGACAGCUGAUGCUGUAUCUGAAAAUGAAGCAUCUGAGAAAACCUCCAAUCAGCAGUCACAGGAGUCCAAAAGAAAGCCCGGUACUUUGUCUUCUGUAACUAGCAGCAUCCCCAACAUUAACUUCCCCAGUGCUGCUGCCGUGCAGAGCGUGAUCAAGUCCCUACCAGGCCGUAGAGCAUCCAGCAAGACAGAGUCCAAGCUUCAGAAGAGAUCUCUGGAGGACCUGGAUGCGGAUGCAUUCGACUUAGACGCCAGCCCCAUCGUCAGCAUGAAUCUGGCCCUGGAAGAACCAAGGGUGCCUCAUGGGGAGAGUGGCAAGCAUAGUCAGGUGUCCCCGGUAAAGGAGACCGAGAAGGAAGCCAAGAUGAGGAAAGACAGGGCCUUGGAGGCUGGAGAGGCAACAGCCAAGAAACCCAGGAAACAGAUCAAACCAGUGAUUUCCAAGACCUCCAUUGAUGAUCGCACCAAGAACCUGGCAAUUGGAAUCUGCAGUGCAACCAGCAAUGCCAUGAAGUUGUUGAAACUGGAGAGAUUAUGCAGUCACCUGAUGCAAUAUCCUGAAUCCAGGGAGAUGGCCAUAAAGGAGAAGCUGAUCCCCGCCUUGCUGAAGAUGCUGUCAACGAGGGACUUGGCCAUGAGGGAGCAGGUGAAUGAGGCAUUAGCCAUUCUGGGCUAUGCAGCCCCGGUCAAGGGGCGGGGCUUGAGGAUCUUAUCCAUUGAUGGAGGUGGCACGAGGGGUGUCAUUGCAAUUGAGACUCUGCGUGAGAUAGAGCGCCGUACCUCCCAGCCAAUCCGAGACCUCUUCGACUAUAUGAUGGGGGUGAGCUCGGGGGCCGUGCUGGGCUUCCUCCUGGCCUGUGGCGGUGCCUCCCUGGAUGAGUGCGAGGAGCUGUACCUACAGCUCAGCCAGGAGGUCUUCAAGAGGAACACCUUCCUGGGCACCAGUAAGCUGGUCCUGAGCCACGCCUUUUAUGACACCGAGGGCUGGGUAAAAAUACUGAAGUCGCAUCAGAUGGCAGACAAGCCCAUGAUAUCUACAGCAAGGCAGGCAGAAUGUCCAAAGGUGGCAGCCGUGGCAACUUUGAUGAAUGUAGGCUCCAUCAAAGACUUCCUCUUCCGGAACUACAACGUGCCACCCGGCACCCAGUCUCGCUACCGAGGCGCCUGCAAAUAUGAGUUAUGGGAAGCAGCAAGAGCCUCCUCUGCGGCACCCGGCUAUUUUGAAGAGUGCAAACUGGAUGAGUACGUUUUCCAGGACGGAGGUGUGCUGACCAACAACCCCUGCGCUCUGGCCAUCCACGAGUGUCGCCUGUUGUGGCCUGACACACCGAUCCAGUGUGUGGUGUCGGUGGGCUGUGGGCGCUACGACCCCGAGGAGGGCUGCCCGGAGCCGGAAUACAGCAGCCUCAGGAAGAAGCUGACCAACAUCAUGAGCAGCGCCACCGAUACAGAAUCUGUACACACGGUCCUGCAGGACCUCCUCCCGAGCGGCACCUACUUCCGCUUCAAUCCCCCCAUCAGCGAGGACUUCCUCCUGGACGAGAACCGGGCCGAGAUGAUCCAGCAGAUGCAGCAGGAGGCCCGGGACUACCUGGAGCUGAACGAGCUGAAGCUGGUGCAGGCUAGCGGGGUGCUGACUCGGAGGAAGACCCACUUGCACAAAGCCCUGGACUGGCUGCGGCUACAGCGACAGCUGAGGAGGUGAUAGAGAGGGGCCGUGGACAGGGCAGGGCCGAAUGAAGUGUCCCAUUGGCCCCACUCCGGCCUCAGUAACAGUAUCAUCAUAGCACUGGCAAACAAUCAGGAGCCUCACAUCUAGUGUUGGAUCUAAGCUGGACUGAACUGCGUAUGUGCUGGGUCAAAUCCGUUCCAAAGUUGAAUAUUAGACAGACACUGUGAGAGGUUCAUGGCGUAUCUACUUCUACGCUUGUACUCGGUAAAGUCCCCAUACUUGGAUAUCACGCCAAGGAUGCACGUAAGACAUCGAGUGUGUACUGAGGGUGGUUUGGAAUUGGGAAAUGGAGCAGGGGUAACCGAUGCGAGGAGAUUAUUUCGGGAAGGAGUUGUUACCAGGAACAAAGAUUAUUUGAAGGCAUUAACCCUCCU
Acanthaster planci (crown-of-thorns starfish) is the source of this 3488-nucleotide messenger RNA. It is a transcript of the gene pnpla8, whose product is annotated as patatin like phospholipase domain containing 8. Gene Ontology annotation, cellular component: membrane. Gene Ontology annotation, biological process: arachidonate metabolic process. The record is from RefSeq and is a predicted model, not a curated record. NCBI's taxonomy places the organism in Eukaryota, Metazoa, Echinodermata, Asteroidea, Valvatida, Acanthasteridae.